AUGACCAGUCUGCGUCAUCCUCCUCACGCCAUCGCCUUACCUAGUCUAGCUUUUAGCCUGAAGCAUAUUCCUCAAACGGACCCGCUCACUACACAUCCUCGUUCCACUGCAGAACGACAAGCACUUUCACUUGAUCGGGUUCUGAACGUGCAUGCAUAUACUCAGUUGGUGGGUUGCACGACGUGUGGACAUUGUAGAGGCGUCUUUCAGGCUGAUUUGCACCCCGCCCACCAUUUAUCUGCUUGUGUCCUGUUUCACCGAGGAAAGGCAGCUGGACCAUCAGUCUAUCCCCCCGGUGAUGAUGGGUAUCUGUCUAUCGAGGAUGACGACACUGACGACGAGCUUCUGGUGUUACAGGAAACCGGGAACCCGUCGUUGGCUGCCACCUGCAGGUGUAUUCUGAUUUGUGCGUACGAGUCGAUAUUGUUCAUAAGUACUGCUAUCUGCGAGCCGCAAGAGUUUGAGAUUUCAAUGACAGACGAGGUUACGGAGCCAUCGAAGAGGAUUGACGAAACGGAUGUGUCGUACAGAGGCCGGGCAGGCAAGUCACGUCAAGGCAACGCGGUUUUUCUACGCGUGUUUCUUCCUCGAGUACGCUAUGGAGAGCCUAUCGUUGUCAUCAUCGAAGAAGCUGAGUCUGAUAUAAGCGCCCCGGGCCUCUCCCACCACCGUCAGGCAGCCUGGCUUCUCAUCCGCAACCAACCUGCUCUACCAAAAGUCGGAAUUCCUGUGUGGGUUUCAGAAAAGGAGCACGAAGGCAAGGUCAAGACAAGGUCUUCGGGCUACUCGUGGUUCCUAGUCGAGUUUCCCUUCGUCACUUCGUUGCGGAGGUACAAGGUGCUAUCCUACCUUACGUUCAGUGGGAGAGGCUUGUCCAGGCAGUCGGUCGGUACAAGGAUGUACACCGAGUCACCAUGCAAGACUGAGGAUAUAUCAGAGGUGAAUGUGGUCGUCAUAUUGUACGUGUCAAUCUCCCUAAACGCAUCGCCUGCUUACCUUCUUUGGUCGAGGCAGAUAACCCUUGAGACCUUAUUCGAACUGACUCGGCCGCUCCAUAUCUUCACUCUCCUAGGCAACGAAGAGUAUACGCCUACCCAAGGGACACGUGCAUACGCUCUAUUGGUCGGACGUACGAUGCGUGGAAAUACCUGGAUCGUUUAUCAAGCUUACUUGAACCCCGCACAGCAUGUCAUCGAUCGGGAGCUGCCCGACCGGGGAAAGAUCCUUUUCGCGAGAUCGGCUUCCUAUUUGGUAAUACGAGCGACGAUGGGCAUGGAAGAUCGCUGCUAUGCAUUGGAGGACAUGGAUUUUGACGAUGGAGGAGAUAAUGAGACCGUAAAGAGGCUCAAUGAACAGUGUAAGACUAUUUGUAUAGACGAUGGUGCAUUUGUUCUCAGCGAUGUCGGCGAGACGAAAUUCCUCUAA
Desarmillaria tabescens is the source of this 1425-nucleotide messenger RNA. RefSeq lists its product as uncharacterized. The transcript is spliced from 10 exons. Lineage: Eukaryota; Fungi; Basidiomycota; Agaricomycetes; Agaricales; Physalacriaceae. The coding region runs from base 1 to 1425 and encodes 474 amino acids. The record is from RefSeq and is a predicted model, not a curated record.